AUGCUUUGGCCACCUGCUCCUGCGCAGUGCGCGCGCGGCUACACAAGAACUGCUCAGAAGUUUCGGUUACGUCCUUAUUAUGCCUGGCGAACAGCAAAUAUCUUACGACGCCACUACGCCGUCGACGCGACAGUCACUUCUACCAGCCCGAGAGCGCCGGGGUCCAGAUACAAUGAGAUUGGCAUCCAGCAGCUGAGCGACAAUGUCCAUCGACAAAUAUUUCCAGACCAACAAUCCAUUCCUCGAAACGAUCUCGUUGAGCUGUCGCGAAGACAUCUCGAACAGCAUGAGUUACUGGGCAAGAACCAGGACAAUAAUCCUCCUGUGAACACGCAGAUACCUCCCUUGCAAGGUGCUACUCUCGACGAGCACUUUCAACGCAUUGCCUCUUAUGCCUCUCAGCCCUACCUCGACUACGCGAAGCGCUUUGCCGCGGCAACCACGCCUCAACGACCUCGAAAAUGGAUUCGCAGAAGUGGUUGGACCAAGUACAACUCGGACAUGACUACAGAGGAGGUCGACGCUCCUCAAGAAGAGAUGCUUUCGUUCGAUGUAGAGGUUAUGUGGAAAGAAACACCAUUCGCUGUCAUGGCAUGCGCCGUAAGCCCAAACGCGUGGUAUGCCUGGAUCUCGCCUUGGUUGCUUGGUGAGACCGAAAACACUGUACAGUUGGUGCCACUAGGAGAUCCUACGAAAGAGCGCAUCAUCGUUGGGCACAAUAUAGGUUAUGAUCGUGCAAGGAUCAAGGAGGAGUAUGACCUUAAUCAGAGUCGAAAUUUCUUUCUCGACACCAUGUCAUUUCACGUCGCUGUGAAUGGUAUGUGCUCUCGACAAAGGCCAACUUGGAUGAAACACCAGAAGAAUCGUAACCUGAAGGAGAGUAUGUCUGGCGAUCACAAUUCUGCUGAACUAGCCUCUCUCCUAGAGAACAAAAUGCUGAGUGAAGAGGAGGAAGAGUUGUGGGUGGGUCGCAGCUCCAUCAAUUCUUUACGCGACGUUGCUAAAUUUCACACUGGUGUCACUAUUGACAAGGCUCAACGUGAUUAUUUCGGCGAAUUGGAUAGAGAUGGUAUCUGCAAAAAGCUGGAAGAGCUUCUCGAUUAUUGUGCAGCCGAUGUCGACAUUACUCACAAAGUCUUUCGAAAAGUGUUUCCUAGCUUCCUAGAUACGUGUCCGCAUCCAGUCAGUUUCGGCGCUUUACGACACUUGUCAUCUGUUAUCCUUCCAGUAAAUGAAACUUGGGAGCAGUACCUGGAGACUGCUGAGCGGACAUUCAACGAAAGUCUCGAGAACGUAGAGAGACGCCUGCUUCAACUAGCCGAGGAUGCACUUGAGAUAAAGGAAAAGCCAGAGGUAUAUACUGCAGAUCCUUGGCUGAUGCAGCUGGACUGGGCAGGGCAAGAGAUCAAGUACAAGAAGACUAAGAAGAAGGGGGAGGAACCACAACCUGUUGCCAGACAAAAGAAGCCAGGAAUGCCAAAUUGGUAUCGUGACCUCUUCAUGUCUAGCACAUCUCCGAUCAAUCUGACUGUGCGGACUCGAAUUGCUCCCCUCCUGCUCAAGCUUACUUGGGAUGACUAUCCCCUGGUUUGGUCUGACAAGAACGGCUGGACUUUUCGUGUGCCAGUGUCCGAGGCAUCACGAUACGAGGGUGGAAACCUCACUCCAGCUGACCUGUUGGACGAACAGAACCUAGCCAUUCGGGACGACAGGCAACACGCGUACUUCAAGCUACCACAUAAAGAUGGCCCAACUGCUCGGUGUGCCAGCCCACUGGCGAAAGGCUAUCUGCAGUACUUCGAAUCUGGCAAGCUUUCUUCACGUUUCGCUUUGGCUAAGGAAGCACUGGAGAUGAAUGCUUCUUGUUCCUACUGGAUGUCAGCUCGUGAUAGAAUCAAAGGUCAGCUGGUGGUCAAAGCAUCGGAUCGUGAUCCUAGUCUUGUCGGCAGAAGUGACUUGGGCUUCAUCCUACCUCAAGUAAUUCCUAUGGGCACUAUCACUAGAAGAUCUGUGGAAAAUACCUGGUUAACCGCUUCCAAUGCGAAGAAGAAUAGAGUAGGCUCGGAACUGAAAGCUAUGGUCAAGGCACCGCCUGGCUACGUCUUUGUUGGCGCCGACGUUGACAGCGAGGAAUUGUGGAUCGCGUCGCUCGUCGGUGAUGCCCAAUUUCAGCUCCACGGAGGUAAUGCCGUUGGCUUCAUGACGCUCGAAGGCACAAAAGCUGCCGGUACCGACUUGCACUCAAAGACUGCAAAGAUUCUUGGCAUUUCCAGAAACGAUGCGAAAGUAUUCAAUUAUGGUAGGAUAUACGGAGCUGGACUGAAAUUUGCAAGCACGUUACUACGGCAGUUUAACGCGAACUUGGCAGAGAAGGAGACCACAGACAUUGCCAACAAACUUUAUCAAGCUACGAAAGGCACGAAAACACGUCGAAAGGUUCUCGGCAAUGGAACUGCCUUCUGGCGAGGAGGUACCGAGAGUCUCGUGUUCAACAAACUAGAAGAGUUUGCAGAGCAAGAGCAGCCUCGUACACCAGUCCUCGGCGCUGGCAUUACGGAAGCGCUUAUGAGGCGUUUCAUCAACCAGGGCUCCUUCAUGACUUCACGCAUAAACUGGGCCAUUCAGUCUUCGGGAGUUGACUAUCUACAUCUACUCGUAAUGUCGAUGGAUUAUCUGACCAGGCGAUUCAACAUACAAGCUCGAGUGGCCAUCACAGUGCAUGAUGAGAUCAGGUAUCUGGUGAAGGAAGAAGACAAAUAUCGUGCCGCCAUGGCUUUACAAAUCUCAAACUUGUGGACAAGAGCGAUGUUCAGCCAGCAGAUGGGUAUUAAUGAUUUGCCACAAUCCUGCGCUUUCUUCAGUGCAGUAGAUAUCGACUUCGUGCUCAGAAAAGAAGUUGAUAUGGAUUGCGUUACACCUUCGCAUCGUACGCCUAUUCCUCCAGGCGAAUCGCUCGAUAUCUACCAAUUACUUGCGAAAGGUGAUCAAGCCAUACUAAACCAGGAUACCAUACCGGAGGACAAGAGCGUUCUCGAGCUGGACAACAUGCAGUACAUACCUCGUGUACCAGUAAUGGAGAGCCUUACAUCCGGCUCAUCGACCAACGACCUGCGCUACCUUCGGGCUCAACUCGCAACCGACGAGAAAGAGCUCAAAUCGAUAGUGAAAGAGAUCGAGGCUGAAAGCAAACCUCAGACAACGAAGAAGGCACUCACCGGAAACGACGAUGAUAAUAACGACGGCAGCAUACCCAAACCUGCCGCAAAAAGAGGAAGGAAACCAAAACCAAAAGUUCCUGCAAUCCCAGUCUAUGCACAACCUCAACGAGCCGUGCUUAUGGAGGUUGCUGAUCGUUGGACAGCUGGACAGCAAAACGCAUUUGCUAGCCCGAAGCACAAGUUACCCUGGUGGUCUAACAAAUCGGUAAAAACUGGAGUUGCGACAGUCCCUAGUUUCGAAAAGGGAAGAGUGGACGAUGGUUGGGAAGUGUAA
Messenger RNA from Lithohypha guttulata, 3492 nucleotides. RefSeq names its product DNA-directed DNA polymerase gamma mip1 (gene MIP1). The record is from RefSeq and is a predicted model, not a curated record. Bases 1 to 3492 code for a protein of 1163 amino acids. The transcript has a single exon. Lineage: Eukaryota; Fungi; Ascomycota; Eurotiomycetes; Chaetothyriales; Trichomeriaceae. Gene Ontology annotation, cellular component: mitochondrion; gamma DNA polymerase complex. Gene Ontology annotation, molecular function: 3'-5' exonuclease activity; DNA binding; DNA-directed DNA polymerase activity. Gene Ontology annotation, biological process: mitochondrial DNA replication.